Molecule: messenger RNA, 1603 nt
Organism: Nicotiana tabacum (common tobacco)
Lineage: Eukaryota; Viridiplantae; Streptophyta; Magnoliopsida; Solanales; Solanaceae
Product: protein kinase G11A-like
Biological process (GO): protein phosphorylation
Molecular function (GO): protein kinase activity; ATP binding
Source: RefSeq, a predicted model, not a curated record
UGCUCAAACAUAAAACUAAAUCCAUUUCUCUACUAGUCGUCUUCGUCUUGACAGUAGGCUUUCCUUUUUUUCCGCCAAUUUGGAGUUCCACAAACACAGGAAAUUUAUAUACAGAGAGAGAGAGAGAGAGAGGAAAAGAACAGUCUCGUGAUUUCCCCCCUCAACUCUCUUCUUCCACUUUCCUCAUUCAAUUUCACCCAUUUCCCCUUUUCUCUCUCUAAAGUAGUAGUAAUUACUUAUGGGAUUUUCUCUUUUCCCCUUCAAACUUUUCAACUUUCUCAAUUCUUGCCACUGAAAUAACACCCAUUUUCUUCUUCUUCUUUGUUCAAUAAAAAUUUAGCUUCCUUUUUUUGCUGCUGAUCUCGUUUCAGAUAAUCGUUGCUGCAUACUGAAUGCAGUGAAGAGGUAGUUGCCAAACUUUUUCAUAUUGGAAUUGAAUAUGAUCAACAACCAUUUUGGAGGUCUUCUAAAUAACUGCUGCAAUAGUGUGCUUCUUUCUCUUCAUACUGCUUUGCUGAGAUGGGUUAGAUAGACUUUACUGGCCACAUCAAACUUCCUUUUAGAUAUGCUUCUAGAAGCAAUGGGUGGUUUGCCUGCUACUUGUGAAAUUACGGAGUCAAUAGAGGAAUUAAAUCCUGAAUCUAAAAUGGAUGAUGAUAUCCUGAACACUGGUAAACAGUAUUGUAUGAAGGAUGAUAUUAACAAACUGUUUGAAGCUAUAGAAAUUAGGACUUCCCAUAGAGGUGUCAAAGAUGCAUUGAAUAAAAGCGCAAUGAAGAGACCAAUGAGAUCUAGCCCCGCUCGAGCAUCAGGUUUUGACAAUUCUGAGCCUGCAAAUUUGAAGCAGGCCUUCAGAGGAUUAUGCAUCUCUCAGGCAUCAGAGCUUGCGGCUGUGAAGAAGCGGUCGUCGAAAGCGUCCAGGCUGUCGGGUGUCUCAGAGACAGGGGCUGCCAAAAGACUUUACAGGCCCAUCGCUGUUCAGGUUAAUGGCCCUGAACAUACUGUCAACGAAGGUAUAGGGAAUUUAGUGGAGAUAUCCCUCAUCCCAGAUAUGAGUAUGUCAAAUCCUUCUGAUAAGAUUACUGAUUAUGAACAUGUGCCCAUUAAAGAAAAAUCUACUUAUGCUACCUAUUCUUGCCAUCUUUCUAAAGAUGCAAUGAAAAACGGUGCAGAAAUAAGUGAAAUUUCAGGCGGAGAUGAGGCUUUUCGACACUCAACCAAUAUUGGUUCGGGUUACUUGAAAGAGGCGUCUGAGCAGAAAGAUGUUUUGGAACUACCGCAUUCUUCAACUGCCACUUCUGCUAAAAAAGUUGAAGCCCAAAUGAUGCCCGCCUCAGAUGAAGCUCCGACAACUGUAAUCCCAGCAGACAAGGAGCAGGCACGAGAUUUUGAUCUUGUUUCUUGCUCAUCUAUUUUUAGUACUGGAAAUAAAGUCAUCAGACCUACUUCUAGCAGUCCAAAUCAGAUGAGACCAGUUUCCAGAAGUAGAACCUUUGUUAAGAAGAAAGUCGCUUCUGUUCUCACCAGCAGUUCCAAGCAAUCUAAUGGUGACAAUGAUUUGAGUUGUAGUACAAGUGAGAUUGCUUGUCAGACACCUGAACAC